AUAUGAUUGCUCCAUGGCAAAGAAGAGGAGAGCUGAAGAGCAGGCCUCAUGGGUCCCUGUCAACAAGAGAAAGUCCCUGCUGAUGAAGCCCAGACACUACAGCCCAAGCAUGAACGGCCAGGAGGGGCUCGAUACCAGGACGGAGGUGGAGGAGGACAACGGCCUGCUGGGGACCAAUGCUCACCGGACCACAGAAGAAAUCAUGACAAAACCUCUGGGUGAGACUGUUCAUUCAACGGCACAAGAAAACUCUCACGGGAAGGAAGACAGAUACGGUUGCUACCAAGAGCUCGUGGUCAAAUCUUUAAUGCACGUGGGGAAAUUUGAAAACAGUGCAUCUGUCCAGACCACAAAUGAAAACUUCAAUGACAGUGGCAUCCAGUCUCUCAAAGCAGAGAGCGACGAGGUGGACGAGUGCUUUGUGGUUCAUUCCGAUGACGGAAAAGACCACACCAGCGACUCCCAGCGGAGAUUCUGCUCCUCCGAUGACAAUGAAAGCAACUCGGAAAGUACAGAGAACGGCUGGGACAGUGGCUCCAGCUUCUCCGAAGAAACCAAACCACGUAGAGUUCCAAAGUACAUUUUAGUGGAUGAUAGGAAAGACGUAGUGGAAGUUCCCGAAAUAAAGACCGAAGGUGACAAGUUUAUCUCUUGUGAAAACAGGUGUGAUUCUGACCCAGAAAGGAGAGACCCGCACAAUGCUCGCACGGAUGCCCUGGGUGGCAGGGCGCAGGCCCCCUUCCCCGGGGCUGAGGAGGAUGACAGCCAGUGCCUGGCCGUGAUGACAGAGGAGUCCGUGGACCUGGAGAAGGCGAAGGGGAACUUAAGUUUGCUGGAGCAGGCCAUCGCCCUGCAGGCCGAGAGAGGCUGUGCUUUCCAUGACACCUACAAAGAGCUGGACAGGUUUCUGCUGGAGCACCUAGCAGGGGAAAGGAGACAAGCCAAAGUUACUGACGUGGGCGGAAGACAACUCUUUAACAAUAAACAUUCACCGAGGCCUGAGAAGAGGGAGACCAAGUGCCCCAUCCCCGGGUGCGAUGGCACAGGCCAUGUGACAGGGCUCUACCCCCACCACCGCAGCCUUUCGGGGUGCCCCCACAAAGUGCGGGUUCCCCUCGAAAUUCUUGCCAUGCAUGAAAAUGUGCUCAAGUGCCCCACCCCAGGAUGCACAGGAAGAGGGCAUGUGAACAGCAACCGGAACACCCACAGGAGUCUUUCGGGUUGUCCAAUUGCUGCGGCUGAAAAAUUGGCAAUGUCUCAGGACAAAAGUCAGUUUGAUUCUUCCCAAACUGGGCAGUGUUCUGACCAGGUUCACAGGACAAGCUUGGUGAAGCAAAUAGAAUUCAAUUUCCGAUCACAAGCCAUCGCCUCCCCCAGAGCCACGGUGUCAAAAGAACAAGAGAAAUUUGGAAAAGUACCGUUUGAUUAUGCCAGCUUCGAUGCACAGGUUUUUGGUAAACGACCCCUAAUACAAACAGGUCAAGGACAAAAAAAUGCACCGUUUCCUGAAUCGAAGCAUUUUUCAAAUCCAGGGAAAUUUCCUAAUGGACUGCCUGGUGCAGGCGCCCACACACAGAGCCCUUGCCGUGCCAGCUCUUACAGCUACGGUCAGUGCAGCGAAGACACCCACAUAGCAGCAGCUGCUGCCAUCCUGAACCUUUCCACCCGCUGCAGGGAGGCUGCAGACAUCCUCUCCAACAAACCACAGAGCCUGCAUGCCAAGGGAGCCGAGAUAGAAGUGGAUGAAAAUGGCACAUUGGACUUGAGCAUGAAAAAAAAUCGACCCCCGGACAAAGCGGCACCCCUAACUUCCUCGAACACGACUAUUCCCACUCCUUCCUCUUCCCCAUUCAAAACAAGCAGCAUUUUGGUCAAUGCAGCGUUCUACCAGGCUCUGUGUGUCCAAGAGGGCUGGGAUGCUCCUAUCAACUAUAGCAAAGCUCAUGGGAAGACAGAGGAGGAGAAAGAGAAAGACCCAGUGAACUCUCUAGAAAAUUUAGAGGAAAAGAAGUUUCCCGGAGAGGCCUCCAUGCCAAGCCCUAAACCCAAGCUCCAUGCAAGAGAUCUCAAAAAAGAACUAAUCACCUGUCCAACGCCAGGAUGUGAUGGAAGUGGCCAUGUCACCGGAAACUAUGCAUCCCAUCGCAGUGUUUCUGGAUGUCCUUUAGCCGAUAAGACGCUUAAGUCCCUCAUGGCUGCUAACUCUCAGGAGCUUAAGUGUCCGACCCCAGGUUGUGAUGGUUCGGGGCAUGUGACUGGAAACUAUGCUUCCCACAGAAGUUUGUCCGGCUGCCCUCGUGCCAGGAAAGGUGGUGUCAAAAUGACUGCUACGAAGGAAGAGAAAGAAGACCCUGAACUCAAAUGUCCUGUGAUAGGGUGUGACGGCCAAGGUCACAUAUCAGGUAAAUACACAUCCCAUCGCACAGCUUCUGGCUGUCCCCUGGCUGCCAAGAGACAGAAGGAGAAUCCUCUCCAUGGGGCCCCCCUCUCCUGGAAACUGAACAAACAAGAACUUCCACACUGUCCCCUGCCAGGCUGCAAUGGGCUGGGCCAUGUAAAUAAUGUUUUUGUCACCCACAGAAGCUUAUCUGGGUGUCCUUUAAAUGCACAAGCUAUCAAAAAGGGCAAGGUCUCGGAAGAACUAAUGACUAUCAAGCUCAAAGCAACUGGAGGUAUAGAGAGUGAUGAAGAAAUUAGGCAUUUGGAUGAAGAAAUAAAGGAAUUGAACGAAUCCAACCUUAAAAUUGAAGCAGAUAUGAUGAAACUUCAGACGCAGAUCACAUCUAUGGAGAGCAAUUUAAAGACAAUAGAGGCGGAGAACAAACUUAUAGAACAGAAUAACGAAAGCCUGCUGAAGGAGCUGGCCGGUCUAAGCCAAGCUCUCAUUUCAAGCCUUGCCGACAUCCAGCUCCCACAGAUGGGGCCUAUCAGUGAGCAGAAUUUCGAAGCAUAUGUAAAUACACUCACAGACAUGUACAGCAACCUGGAACGGGACUAUUCCCCAGAAUGCAAAGCUCUGCUAGAAAGUAUCAAGCAGGCAGUGAAGGGCAUCCACGUGUAGGAGCGCCUCGCGGUGGGCACCAGACAUCACCAACAGCAGUCACACCAGUGAACCGGGCGCCUGCGCUGCCGAGGCAAGCAGGCUGCCGCACUGCAUUUACCAUUGCAACAUUGCACUAAUUUCCUCCCCAGCUGACAUAAAAAGGAAAGGAAUAAUAAAAAAAAAACUAUAAUAGACUCUAUGGAUUAAAAGCGAUGCUGUCAAAUAUUAGAUGGUAUUUAUUUUCAUAUGUUUUUCUUUUAUUUCCUCAUUGCACUCUUUUGAAUUUUUUUCUUUGUAAAGUAUAUGUAAAGUAAUGCGACAUUUUAAUAUUUUAUUCAUUUCUAAUCAAAGAGUUUUUUAUCUUUUACCUGCAUUUUGAAGUCUGCCAUAUUUUUUACAAGUGUGUUUCUUUUCCAAUAGAAUUUAAAUAGAAAUGCUAGUCUCAAAUCACAUAUCUUGCUGGGCUUAAAUGAGAAAACAAACCAACAAAAACAAACAAACAAACAAAAAAGUCUGAAGGAAAUCUUUGUCUAAGGACUGCACUUUGUUUGCUCCCCUUUGAUUUUUAUUGCACUCUUUCCCCCUCUUUCACGGGCUUUCGCAUUUAUAAGUGGGCUUGUCCUAAGGUGAGACGCAUGGAAGGAGGAAGAUAAAUGGCGCCCACUAGUGGGCAAUGCGCUCUCACAGAAGCACAGGUACUGAAAAAGCCUGUUCAGAAUUUGUUAGCAAUAAUUAAAUCUAGAAAUCAGCAAAUUACUCGACUUGGCUGUACGGUUUCGGUAAACAUGAAUUAUUUAUUUGAAAUGUUUUAAAGAAACGUAAGCUUUUUUUAGUGGUGCAGAUUUGUCUGUUUGUUUUUCAAGUCAUAUCAGAUAGUUGGCAACUCUUAUCCCAAGACGAGAAAUAAGACUUGAUGUGACCAGCCAGGCUUCCCUGCCAUAUGCUGGUACAAUAUACAAGUGACAAUAUUGAUGUAGAUUUGUACUCAGCAAAUACAAACACAUCCAAAUGGAAAAUUUUGUAGAUACCAUAUCCCCUGAAAUAGCAUUUAUCUUGCUUGGUUGACUGAAAGGAAUGGAAAACUAUAGUAACACAUGGAAAACUGUUACUCCGAUCUGAGUCAUUACUUUAGGCAACGAUAAAACUUUCAAUUUGAUCGAUAUCUUUCUGUAGAACUACAAGUGCUACAGAGUAAACACACUCAGCACACAGGCACACACCCACAUAUACACACUCACAUACACUCAGACACACAUAAAAUUGAGCCCGAAAUCUUGAAUUUCUGCAUAGAUCAGAGUUUAGUAGUUGCUAUAGUAAAGGCAAUGUCUAUUUCAGGGAUUGUAAAGUAGUUAAGCAUUGUUUCAAAAGUUUUUUUAUAUUUAUUUUUUUUAAGAAAAGGUAUAGACAACCAGCUAAACUGCCUUUUUGGUGUGCACACACACCUCGUGUGCAAUGUGCCUCCGUGCAAAUGGACACUUGAACUUAGUGUGGGCUUAGUUUUCUGUUCUAUAACAAAAGUGUUUAUUUUCUAUUAGCCUCAUGGAUAUGUAGAUUGAAUGUGAUGGCACUCACAGGCUUGAUAUAUUCCACUGUUAUUACUGUUACCUGCACAAAUGAAGAGUAAUAGCAACAGUAAUUCCACUUCCAUGCCACUGUGGUCAUUGUUAUGUAUUAAAUGGGGCUUAUCUUUGGUUUGGGGUUCAUUUGAACUCUUGAAUUUAGUUUAGUGAAAAUGAGAUGUCUGUUCUUAGGUAGGAAUGGUGUUUAUUUAAAAAUCAAUUUAUAAAGAAAAAGAGCUACCAUAUGUGCUGUCUAUUAUAAAUGAGACACCAAACAAAAUUUUCUAUUAAAGUUAUGUUCUUGCAAACAGUUUGCUCUAGAGUACUUGAUAGAUGCAUACAAAUGAGUUCACUUAUUACAAAGACAAACCUUAAUUUGCUAAAUAUUUUAACAACUUUGUUAUAUAUUUUAUUUAAUUUAAAAGAAAUUUCUUACCAGCCUAUGUAUUUAUUACUAUAAUUUACUAUGACUUCGGGUUAAUAAUAUAUUUGUGUUUGCAUAGUUUGAGCAGUAUGUUUUAUGAAGUAUAUUUGUAUUUAUUUGCCUCCUUUGUACUUGACGUGUUUUGUAAUUUGCACUGAAUUAUUUUCCUUUCAACUAUGUUGGUCGAUACUGUAAAUUGGGUCUUUUGUAAACAACAAAAGGACAAUAAUGUAUGCAUUUUUUUUAAUUUCAAGUAGUUUGUAUACUGUUUCUUCAAACAAUUAAUAUUUCUUACAUCAAAGCAACAAAAUUGUGUUCAGUGCUGUACAUUUGGUGUAUGGUAGGAAAUAAAAAUUGAUAAUGA
Myotis myotis is the source of this 5390-nucleotide messenger RNA. RefSeq names its product ST18 C2H2C-type zinc finger transcription factor (gene ST18). Lineage: Eukaryota; Metazoa; Chordata; Mammalia; Chiroptera; Vespertilionidae. The transcript has 18 exons. The coding region runs from base 14 to 3061 and encodes 1015 amino acids. Gene Ontology annotation, biological process: regulation of transcription by RNA polymerase II. The record is from RefSeq and is a predicted model, not a curated record. Gene Ontology annotation, cellular component: nucleus. Gene Ontology annotation, molecular function: zinc ion binding; RNA polymerase II cis-regulatory region sequence-specific DNA binding; DNA-binding transcription factor activity, RNA polymerase II-specific.